Molecule: messenger RNA, 237 nt
Organism: Aspergillus pseudonomiae
Lineage: Eukaryota; Fungi; Ascomycota; Eurotiomycetes; Eurotiales; Aspergillaceae
Exons: 3
Coding region: 1-237 (78 amino acids)
Source: RefSeq, a predicted model, not a curated record
AUGCAUUGCUUUAAGAUCAUCCCUAUUACCUUCCUUACUGCGCUCGCCACUGCAGCAGCCAUCCCUUCCAGCAGUGAUGAGGGCUUGAAUCAUUUGGAAGACCGCGACUCACAGCAGGUCGCCCGACAGGCCGUCCAGAACGCUAUCACCGCUGCGCAAAUGCAAGCAGAGCAAGACGCAGCUGCAGAUGCCGCGGCGAGACCCGGAAGCAACAUAUAUGCCCAUCUCAUCCUAUAA